CCCAGGUCCAGUUAUCAUGCGGCCGCCAUUAAGCUUUCUUCUUUAACGGAAACCCCUUCUAAAAUGGGCCGUUUGUGAGGUGAGAACAGCAUGAACCAAGGCCUGAUACUAAUACUAUGGGUUCCAACCGAGUAACUGCAAAAGAACUUUGUGAUAAUGAUGACCUGGCAACAAGUUUGGUGCUUGACCCAUAUUUGGGGUAUAGGACCCACAAAAUGAAACUGAAUUCAUUGCCUUCCAUUAGAAGACAGCAUCACUUGCGUGAAGCAUUGCAAACAUUCCGUAAAAAUAGGGACCUGGAUGCAGCAUUUCGCCUCCUGACAACGGGAGAUUGGGCCAAACAGUAUUUCCAAAACCGCACAAAACAGCAUGAAACCACAUUGAAGACUCAUAUAUUUAGAUAUUUGCGGAUGUACCUGCCAGAGAGUGGUUUUAUGAUUCUUCGCUGCAACCGGUACUCACUGGAAAAAAAUGGAGCCAAAGUAGUCUCUACUAGAUGCUGGGUAAAGAAUGAAAAGAUUGAACUGCUUGUUGGAUGCAUUUCUGAACUAACCAAAGCAGAUGAAAGUCUUCUGCGCUUUGGGGAGAAUGAUUUCAGCGUAAUGUACUCCACUCGAAAGAAAUGUGCUCAGCUCUGGUUAGGGCCUGCUGCUUUCAUCAAUCAUGAUUGUCGGCCAAACUGUAAGUUUGUGCCGACAGAUGGGAAUGCUGCUUGUGUGAAAGUUCUCAGGGACAUUAAGCCAGAUGAAGAGAUUACAUGUUUCUAUGGAGACAGUUUUUUUGGUGAGAAGAAUGAGAUGUGUGAAUGCUGCACAUGUGAGAGGAGAGGGGAGGGGGCUUUCAAGCUACGAAAAAGAGAACAGUCUGAAUCUACCUCAUUAGAAAAAUACCAGCUUCGAGAGACAGAUGGCCGCCUGCUAAGGUUGCAAGAGCCUAGUUGCAAGCAAAACCAGCAUGGUGCUAAUCGAAAAAAGAAUCUCCACGGUUCAAGAUACAGGCUGUCGUCCAGUCCAAAAAAGAGGCAUGCAAACCGCAGAAAUCCAAUACUGUCUCCAAGACUCAGGUCACCUACUUCACCUCCAAAUUACCGCACUUUGAAUCCAGUGAGGUACUCGACCUCUGAAGAAAGGAAUUCAUACUCCGUGUUGAAAUUUGCUCUACCCAAGGGGACUGUUUUAAAACAUGUUCGUAUCAUCCUGCAUAACUAUAAGAAGUGUAAAGAUGGUCACAAUCUCCAGAGGACACGUGGUGGUCACUGCUGCAAACUCUCAAAAGAGCCUGUAGUGUCUCUGCGACGGCAAACUAUUGGCUUUGAAAAGUUACAAGUCCUAUCAAAUAAUGAGACUGACACAAGCACCCCAAGCAUACUGUCUCAAGCAGUUGAAGAUGUUGAAACUGUUGUAUUAGAACAAAAUGCCAAAGAUCACUCUUUGUUUGAAACAUGUGUAGGAGAUAACCGCGUGGAAGAGCAAACUAUGGAUGUGCUUUGUGAAACACAUUCAGUUUUCUCUUUUACUGAUUUGGAUUCCCAAACUAGCAGACAAAAUUGUGAUGGUACCUCCAGCUGUGUUUCUGACCAAGAUGUUUCAAUGGUAUUGUUGGACAACAGUAGGUUAUCUCCUGAUAUAGGGACAACAUAUCAACAGCUAGAGACUAUAGACAAUGAUUCUCCACCUUCAGGCUCCCAAGCUGAAAAUCUCCAAUGUCUGCUAGAUGAUGCAAAUGCCCCAAAAUCAAAAUUAAACAAUAUUUCACCUGUGCAGUUUGGGAUAAAACAUGUUACUGUAAAUCUAGGGAAGCCUGUUGUAUAUGAAACUCAAAACCUAAAAUCAGCCAGUUUAAACACCUCAAACCAUAUAAAUAAUACAUAUAAUUACUCUCUACCUGCUAUGAUCUCUCAGGCCCAGGUCAAUUUAACUCAUGAAACCCUCAACCACACUGUUGACCAAGACACUGAAAAUGUAGAAUCUGCACAGUUAAACAAGCCAUAUACGCGCAAAAUGUUCUCUUUAAGGUCCAGACCAAUACAGUUUACGGAAAGGAAAGAUGCAAUUAAUAAGGAUCACUUAAAACAAAAGAAAGGAGCCUUUAUUAAUUCAGGGCAAGAAAAGAUGAAUUUUAAUGGUCAUGUAAAGAUGACCAGUCAGACUGCCCAUGCCGUACCUCGUCAGUGUAAUCUGGUUAUACAAGAACACCUUAAUGUAGAAAUGCAGUUGGAUCCCAAAUUGUGUCUAAAGCCAUAUGUGAAGUUGGGUUUGAACAACACUCUAAAACGAAAAUGCUCAGGUACUGGAAAAUGCUCUAACACCUCGCUAACAGAAAUAUCAACUAGUGAUUUUAUUCAGGAAAGUAAUACACAGCAGGCAAAACUCCCAACAGAAGAUAAACAGAAAAUACAUGUCACAUUCAGUCCAUUUACUCCUUCCAAGAGACUACGCCUGGUGGUGAAUCAUGGGUCUAUAGAUCUAGACGUUGCGUCCACCUCAAGCGAAGAAACUUGUUGAAUGGUUUAUUGAACUUGCCCUUCCUUUCAGCCUAUGAAAUAUAAGUUAUUGUAUUUUGCUAUACGACGGUAGAAGAGAGAUUUAACUGGUGCUGGCAUUGUCAGAACAUUUUACUCAGUUUGGGUGCUAGGAUAUCUUUCCUCAUCUUAUGUUUUCUGCCUAAUAAUGGCCUCUACUUAAUCAUCUUCACUAAUGUCCAAAAGAGCUAUUCAUAGGAGAUGCACACCAGUUUGCCUUAGUUUCCAAAGCAGGUGGAAAAACAACUGUGUAAUCCCUUUAUCAAUCCUUCACUAGUAUAGCACAAACAAGUGUUUUUGUUUUGUUUUUCGGUAUUCCAUUGUAAGUUAUGCACCUGCUCCUAUUGGGUUCCUAUUUUCUUCUCCUCAACUUUAAUGGUGCUAAAUCAAAGACAUUCUUUAAGGAUCUGAAAUGCACUUGAAAUUUAUAAGAUUAUGUCGAUGUAAUGAAAGAAGAGUUGUUACUUUUAGCGAGUAGUCUAUUGUACUAGUGUAGGUUCUGCAGCAGUCAGGUGCGCAUGUUGUGUAUCUCAAAGGACUGAAAUAAAUUUUUGCAGGGGGGGGGAAUAAAUAUAAAGAUUUGUCACUGAUACAAAGUAAAGCCUUAAGCAUGAUGCCUCA
Pelobates fuscus (common spadefoot toad) is the source of this 3142-nucleotide messenger RNA. It is a transcript of the gene KMT5C, whose product is annotated as lysine methyltransferase 5C. The transcript has 9 exons. Gene Ontology annotation, cellular component: nucleus. NCBI's taxonomy places the organism in Eukaryota, Metazoa, Chordata, Amphibia, Anura, Pelobatidae. Gene Ontology annotation, molecular function: protein binding; histone H4K20 methyltransferase activity. Bases 117 to 2504 code for a protein of 795 amino acids. The record is from RefSeq and is a predicted model, not a curated record.